AUGGGAGAGAAAAUUCGUAAUCUACCACCAUCCAAGAACAAUGGCAAGCCAUCGAUAACAUCUGGACCAAAACCAAUGACUUCUACCUCUACCAAAACUGAUAGUAGCAGCAGUCGUCAAUCAUUCUUUGAUCCUUAA
Messenger RNA from Cavenderia fasciculata, 138 nucleotides. RefSeq lists its product as uncharacterized. The record is from RefSeq and is a predicted model, not a curated record. The transcript has a single exon. Lineage: Eukaryota; Evosea; Eumycetozoa; Acytosteliales; Cavenderiaceae. The coding region runs from base 1 to 138 and encodes 45 amino acids.